Molecule: messenger RNA, 2239 nt
Organism: Sphaerulina musiva SO2202
Lineage: Eukaryota; Fungi; Ascomycota; Dothideomycetes; Mycosphaerellales; Mycosphaerellaceae
Product: transketolase
Exons: 4
Coding region: 54-2111 (685 amino acids)
Biological process (GO): pentose-phosphate shunt
Cellular component (GO): cytosol
Molecular function (GO): transketolase activity
Source: RefSeq, a predicted model, not a curated record
CGUUCUUUUCCAGUCUCGUUUCUACCAGACAACACCCCCCCAGAACCGCCAUCAUGCCUUACGACAAGACCGACGAGCGUGCUAUCAACACCAUUCGGACGCUGGCCGUCGAUGCCACGUUCGCCGCCAACUCGGGCCACCCCGGUGCGCCCAUGGGCAUGGCCCCCGUCGCCCACGUCUUGUUCAACAAGUUCAUGACCUUCAACCCCAAGAACCCCAAGUGGCUCAACCGCGACCGUUUCGUGCUUUCCAACGGCCACGGCUGCAUGCUCCAGUAUGCCCUGUUGCACCUGUUCGGCUACGACCUCAGCAUCGACGAUCUCAAGGCGUUCCGUCAGGUGGACAGCAAGACUCCCGGUCAUCCAGAGUCCCACGAUACACCCGGCAUUGAAGUCACCACCGGUCCUCUUGGCCAGGGCUUCACAAACGCUGUGGGUCUUGCGAUCGCACAGGCACACACCGCCGCUGUCUUCAACAAGCCUGGCUUCGAGCUGAUCAACAACUACACCUACACAUUCUUCGGCGAUGGCUGCGCCAUGGAGGGCGUUGCCAGCGAGGCUGCUUCCACCGCUGGUCAUCUGCAGCUCGGCAACCUGAUUGCCAUCUACGACGACAACCACAUCUCCAUUGAUGGUGACACCAAGUGCGCCUUCACUGAGGACGUCACAAAGCGCUUUGAGGCUUACGGCUGGCACGUGCAGUGGGUCAAGGAUGGCGAUAAUGAUCUCGAGGGCAUUGAGGCUGCCAUCAAGAAGGCCAAGGAGGUCACCGACAAGCCAUCGAUGAUUCGACUUACCACCACAAUCGGGUUUGGCUCUGUCCUCCAGGGUACUGGCGGCGUGCACGGUAAUCCUCUCAAGGAGGACGAUUGCAAGCAAGUCAAGGAGAAGUUCGGUUUCGACCCAAGCAAGAGCUUUGCUGUUCCACAAGAAGUCUACGAUCAAUAUCACAAGCACGCAGCCGAAGGUGCUGCAGCCGAGCAGGAGUGGAACCAGCUGCUCGAGAAGUACUGUAGCGAGCACAAGGAGCUCGGCGCUGAUCUCAAGCGCCGAUUGACUGGCAAGCUACCAGAAGGUUGGCAAAACAAGCUUCCAGUCUACAAGCCUGCCGACAAGGCUGUAGCUUCGCGUAAACUGUCCGAGUCUGUGCUCGAGGCCAUUUACGGAGCCGUUCCAGAGCUCCUCUCCGGUUCGGCAGAUUUGACUGGCUCCAACAACACCCGCUGGAAGAGUGCCGUUGACUUCCAACCACCAAGCUUGGGUAUUGGUGAGUGGAGUGGUCGCUACUUGCGCUAUGGUGUCCGUGAGCACGCCAUGGCUGGUAUCAUGAACGGUCUCGCAGCCUACGGUACUCUCAUUCCGGCUGGUGGCACCUUCCUGAACUUUGUAUCCUACGCUGCUGGAGCUGUCCGCCUCUCCUCGCUCUCUCGCCAGCGCGUCAUCUACAUCGCUACUCACGACUCCAUUGGCCUUGGUGAAGAUGGACCAACUCACCAGCCUAUCGAGACACUUGCCCACUUCCGCGCUCUGCCGAACAUGAUGGUCUGGCGUCCAGCUGACGGUAACGAGACCUCUGCGGCCUACUACGUAGCCCUUACUUCUCAGGAGACGCCGUCGAUUCUCGCUCUUACCCGCCAAAAUCUGCCACAGCUCGAGGGUUCCACCAUUGAGAACGGCAUCAAGGGUGGAUACGUUGCAAGUGAGGUCGAAGGAGCGCAGAUCACUCUCGUGUCCACGGGAUCCGAAGUCUCGCUGUGCUUGGAGGCUGCCAAGUACCUCAAGGAGAAGAAUGGUGUGACGGCACGGGUCGUUUCCAUGCCUUGCAUGGAGGUUUUCGAUGCGCAACCAAAGGAUUACAAGCUCAAGGUCAUCCCAGACGGUAUCCCAUCGCUAUCUGUUGAGGUCAUGAGCACCAUGGGUUGGGAGAAGUACUCUCACGAGCAGUUCGGCCUCAACCGCUUCGGUGCUUCAGGUCCUUACAAGGAGGUGUACGCAAAGUUCGAAUUCACACCUGAGGGAGUCGCGAAGCGUGCUGUGGCCACUAUUGAUUUCUACAAGGAGGUCAAGCCUCUGAGAUCGCCUCUCAACCGGGCGUUCCAACAGCUCAUCUGAGCAACGCACCCUCAAAACUUCGCAGCUCACAAAGACUGGGCAUGCAGAAUCUAUAGGGCUCUGUUGAGGGUCUAGUUUUAUAGCGACGAAAGAAAGAAUACUCCUAGACGGAAAUGACUCACGGUUUC